UCACGAGAUCAUCUUCUGUGCAUCAUGGCUGCUGCGACGGAACACGCUGCGCUCGACGCGCAUAAAAUGCGAGAUGAACGGCACUCGAAUGAGUCGUCGAUGAGGGAUGUAGAGAAGAAGCCCCAGAUGCUGGCGGGCGGCGCGAAGGAUAUAUUCAGGCCCCGGAUCAUUGCUAUGGCAUGCAUUGUGUCCAUGGGCGGCUUCAUCUUCGGAUACGACACUGGCCAGAUCUCCGGCUUCCUCGAGAUGUCCGACUUCCUCGAGAAGUUCUCGGACCAACGCAGCGCGCCCGAUGCUCAGAACCCCAACGGCGCGCCGUCGUUCAGCAACGUAAGGUCUGGGCUCAUCGUCGCCCUGCUGUCCAUUGGCACGCUUGUCGGCGCGCUGGUCGCUGCGCCCAUCUCCGACAAGUUUGGCCGCAAGUACUCAAUCGUCUUCUGGAACAUCAUCUUCUGCGUCGGCGUCAUCGUCCAGAUCACGACCUCCACUGCCUGGUACCAGGUCGCGAUUGGCCGAUGGGUCGCGGGUCUGGGAGUCGGCGGCCUGUCCGUUCUCACGCCCAUGUACCAGUCCGAGACUGCUCCGCGCUACGUGCGUGGAGCUCUCGUGUCAUGUUAUCAACUAUUCAUCACCCUCGGCAUCUUCACCGCAUACUGCAUCAACUUCGGCACCGAGAGCGACGAGGGCUCACGCUCCUGGAAGCUGACCAUGGGCAUCGGCUUCAUCUGGUCGGGCUUGAUGGUCCUCGGCAUGGUAUUCAUGCAGGAGUCGCCGCGGUGGGAGUACCGCAAGGGCCGGAUCGCCGAGGCGCGCAAGACCAUCGCGCUCACGUACGGCGUCAACGAGGACCAUGCCGAGGUGCAGCGCGAAAUCCGCGAGAUCGAGGCGAAGAUGGAGGCCGAGCGGGCCGGCGGCGGCAGCCACCCGUGGUACGAGGUCUUCACGGGCCCGCGCAUGGCGUACCGCACGCUGCUGGGUAUCACGCUGCAGAUGCUGCAGCAGCUGACGGGCGCAAACUACUUCUUCUACUACGGCACCACGGUGUUUGCGUCCACCGGCCUGUCCAAUUCCUACGUUACGUCCAUCAUCCUCGGCGCUGUCAACUUCGGAUGCACCUUCCCCGGCCUCUACAUUGUCGAGAAGUACGGCCGCCGCCCGGCGCUUAUCUACGGCGCCCUAUGGAUGUUCUGCAUGUUCAUAAUCUUUGCCUCGCUGGGCCACUUCGCCCUGGGUCCUGAGGGCAAUCAGUCCCAGGGGGUCGGUUACGGGAUGAUCGUGGUCGCCUGCCUCUUCAUCGCCGCCUUCGCCUCGACCUGGGGACCGAUCGUCUGGGCAGUAGUUGGUGAAAUGUACCCUCAGCGCUAUCGGGCAAAAGCUAUGGCGCUGUCGACAGCCUCGAACUGGGUGUGGAACUUCCUGCUCUCGUUCUUCACGCCCUUCAUCACAUCCGCGAUCGACUACCGCUACGGCUACGUGUUCGCAGGCUGCUGCUUCGCCGGCGCGCUCGUCGUGUACUUCUUCGUGUGCGAGUCGCAGGGCCGCAGUCUCGAGGAGAUCGACACCAUGUACCUGCUCGGCGUCAAGCCGUGGGAGAGCAAGCACUGGGUCCCGCCAGAGGGCGAGGAGCUGCCGACCGUCGAUGGCAUGUAUCUCACGCCGGGCGCGAGGGGGAUUAAUAAGAAGCAGGAGGCCAGGGCGCCCGAGCAGGAUAUGCUGGAGAGCGUGCCCGAGAGCGAGAUGCAGAGUAGUGGUGCGGCGGCGCCUGCACCUGCGCAUGUGAGAGGCGAUUGAGUGAUGGAUUCAUGAUUAUGACUGUCUUCGGGUGUUUUUCUAACGAGAGCAUGGAGGUAUUCAGACAUUGGAGCAUAGCGCGGCGUUUGUAAUUUAUAGUGUGAAUUCACAUGCACGUUCACGAUCCUCGCACACCACUGAGCUUUCUAAUGCGGACGAACCAGUUUAUUGUAAUGAGCCGACAAUUGUCUGUACUAGCCUGUGCUUACAGGAAGUUCUCCGGAUGAAUAGACAUUAUCUUGC
Messenger RNA from Boeremia exigua, 2034 nucleotides. RefSeq lists its product as uncharacterized. Gene Ontology annotation, biological process: carbohydrate transport; transmembrane transport. The transcript is spliced from 2 exons. Gene Ontology annotation, molecular function: carbohydrate:proton symporter activity. Lineage: Eukaryota; Fungi; Ascomycota; Dothideomycetes; Pleosporales; Didymellaceae. Gene Ontology annotation, cellular component: plasma membrane. The record is from RefSeq and is a predicted model, not a curated record. Bases 25 to 1791 code for a protein of 588 amino acids.